This is a messenger RNA of Neurospora hispaniola, 231 nucleotides long. RefSeq lists its product as uncharacterized. The record is from RefSeq and is a predicted model, not a curated record. Lineage: Eukaryota; Fungi; Ascomycota; Sordariomycetes; Sordariales; Sordariaceae. The transcript has a single exon. The annotation marks the transcript as partial.
UUUAUUGGUUUUACUCGUUAUUUCUUUAGCGUAAAGACUAAUAGACGUACUUAUAAUAAAUAUAUAUUAUUUACUAACCCCGGUCCCUUUUUUAAGUGCGUUUCCGAUAGUAAGGCUUCUAGUAAGGGCGCUUAUACGAAUUAUUAUUAUAAGAGCGAGGGUAAAGGUUAUUCCUUAUGUAAAGGUAUAUAUAUAAUUUUUUUUAAAAUUUUUUAUUAUAAUUAUUUAUUA